Molecule: messenger RNA, 887 nt
Organism: Solenopsis invicta (red fire ant)
Lineage: Eukaryota; Metazoa; Arthropoda; Insecta; Hymenoptera; Formicidae
Product: succinate dehydrogenase assembly factor 2, mitochondrial
Exons: 3
Coding region: 298-756 (152 amino acids)
Biological process (GO): tricarboxylic acid cycle; mitochondrial electron transport, succinate to ubiquinone; mitochondrial respiratory chain complex II assembly
Cellular component (GO): mitochondrion
Source: RefSeq, a predicted model, not a curated record
AUUCUUGGAUGCGAUUGGUUCUUGCCCUUGGUUCCUACUGGAUCUAAAUUGAUCUAAAUGCACAAACCAAUCAUAUUAAAGAAUUUUACAACAGUUGCAAAGCUGCUUUUUCUGCUGAACGCAGCCAAUGAAAAAGAGCAAGUAGUUUGCGAACCAAACAACUUCCGAAAUCACGUUGUAUGUUAUCAAACUUGACCAAACUCAACCAAACUGUACCAAACUAGUAUCAAACUGUUCCGACUACAUUGGUUAAUUAGGUUAGAUUAUUUUAUUUGCACAACGAAACAAGUGCUUUCGAUGAUGAAUAUUAUUUGCAAUCGUGUCACAUCCCGCAUCAGACCGCUUGUGUUUACAAGAGAUUUAUUAGUGAGUAGAUGCAGACAGAAAGAUGAUUUUCAAGAUAUGAUACAUCCAGAGGGUCGAGAACCUGGCAUUCCACGUUAUGUAGAACGCGAAGGAGAAGACGCAAGUCUCAAAAGAGCACGAUUGACAUAUCAGUCUCGUAAACGUGGAAUGUUAGAAAAUGGUCUGCUUCUCAGCACCUUCGCAAACAAAUAUUUAAAUACGUUUGAUGACAAACAAUUAAGAUUAUAUGAUCGACUUAUAAAUUUGCCAUCCAACGAUUGGGAUAUAUUCUAUUGGGCAACUGGCGUUAAACCAACUCCACGUGAAUUUGAUAACGAAGUGAUGGACUUGCUGAAAAAGCAUAUUCAGAAUGAAGAUCGACAAGCUAGAAUAACACAACCAGAUUUAUAAAUAAUAUAUUAUGUAGAACAGAGUACCUAAGAGAACUUAACGUAUAGUGAUAUUAUAGUCUGGAUUCUAAUGUAAACUUAUUUAAAUUAUGUAUAUUAAAUUAUGUUACAAUAAAAGACAGUAAGGAAUUU